AUGGCUGCGGAACCCGGACAAGCAAGUGGUGUGCCAGCUCCGCCCGAAGAAAAGAGUCAAGACCAAGGGUCGAAAACGGGAUCCGCGAAGCGCCCGGAGCAAACGGCCCGAGUAUUGGCCGAUGAGGAUGUUAUGACCGUGGCGGAUGUGGCGAAUCCCGAUGCAGUUGGGGAGUUUACCAACGAAGUAGGUUUGAUGACUAAAGUAUCUAAAAUAAGGUCGGAAUGGGGAAAUUGGGAUAAUUCAAGGCGAAUCAUUGAUCUUGGAAAGUGAAUUAUGGUCUGUUGGUUAUUCCUAGCCCUUGAAAAAGGAUUUGGCUCACCUUUUUUAUUAAGAAAAUACCAGAAAUUUGGGAAAUUCAUUAAAAAUGAUGACUUUUUGAGGUAAAAUCCAUUUGAACUGAUAAAAAGUAGAUGGUAGUCGAUUGAUAUGGGCAUGAUUUAGAAAGAAGACAGUAUAUUCUUGCCUUUAACAUCACUGCGACCAUUUUUAAAAUGACUUUUUUAUACGAAAAUUGAGCUUUUCUCCUAUUUUAGGUCAAAAUUGGCGAAAUUAUUGAUUUUUUUGAUUUUUAACCCUAAUUUUUUACCGUAAAAUUCACUUCAAUAUCUUCUAAAUAUAAUAUAGCCUCUAUGGCAUAAUUUACACCAAUUUAUUUCAGCUUUCCGACCUGACGGACGACGAGAAUCCGGACGGAAUCAAGCCGAGUCAUGGCCGAACCUGGUACAACCGAAUCCAACCGCUCCUCAACAACAAACGCAUUCGCCAUUUUGUGAUCACAAAUAUCACGCUGACCAUCGUCAACACCUUCCUUUUCUUCAUGUUCGUCUGCGGCAUCGUGUAUGCUGUGAUGCUUCAUGAAGAGGUAGCAUAAUAUAAAUUUUUAUCCCGAAAAUUCCAGGUCUCCCACCGCAGCGUCCUCAACAAACCGUGUAUUUUCGAAUGGGCGGAAUGGGGAGAAUGCUCGGCAACUUGUCGCAGCGAAAAUGGCGAUGUUCCGAUCAAGUCACGCAAAGUGAAUCCGAAUAAGAUUGUGAGAGCGCGCGGAAGAUUUGCCGAUUUGUCACCGUGUCCCAUGAAUUUGGAGAAUAAAGUGGUAAGGGGGGUUGGAACGCUUUUGGGGGGAAAUGGGCCAAUAGUCGAGUUUGAAGAGACGAUUUUCGUUAUUGAUGUCUAGUGUAAUAUAAAAAAUUUUUAGAAUUAGAAAUCGACAUAAAAAGCGAAUUUACUGGUCACAAUUAGGCUUCUUAUUGGGCGUGAGGUUACUGUAGCAUUAAUAAUUUGUUUGUCAUCUCUUUUUCAAAUUUCCAGAAAAUCCGUCAUCGCGAUCCAAAAAAGGCAUCUGGACAUGCAACACUGGCCUCAAUUUUUGUCGCUGAACUCUGUAUAGAUUAAAAAUAGGACGCCUAAAUUUUUUUUGUCGAUAUCUGGCCAACUAAAUAUGUCACGAUGACGGAUUUUCUGGAAUUUUGUAAAAAAAUUAGUAUUUGGUUUAUUUUUCAAUUUUUUGAAAUGAAAUAUUUCAGGAUUUUGCCCCUUGCAACACUCAUUACUGUCCCAAGAAGCUGUCUUCAUUCGACUUCACCAAAAGAUGCUUCAAAGUUUAUGUUGACGAUGAAAAAAAAGGCUGUUAUCACAUCAGAAAUGUUUCACUAAAAGAUCAAUUGGUAAGUCAUGUGUCCUGUGUGCUGUAUAGAACAUUUAGAUCGAAAUUGACGUCACCGAUCUGACCAAACCUGUAAACUGCAGCACAUGUUUGGGGAGCGCUCGACCUGUUGAUUAA
This is a messenger RNA of Bursaphelenchus xylophilus (pine wood nematode), 1783 nucleotides long. The record is from the annotation of a GenBank genome assembly. Lineage: Eukaryota; Metazoa; Nematoda; Chromadorea; Rhabditida; Aphelenchoididae.